This is a messenger RNA of Clupea harengus (Atlantic herring), 1975 nucleotides long. It is a transcript of the gene fshr, whose product is annotated as follicle stimulating hormone receptor. The record is from RefSeq and is a predicted model, not a curated record. Gene Ontology annotation, molecular function: protein binding; follicle-stimulating hormone receptor activity; G protein-coupled peptide receptor activity. The coding region runs from base 268 to 1281 and encodes 337 amino acids. Gene Ontology annotation, biological process: male gonad development; adenylate cyclase-activating G protein-coupled receptor signaling pathway; follicle-stimulating hormone signaling pathway. Gene Ontology annotation, cellular component: plasma membrane. Lineage: Eukaryota; Metazoa; Chordata; Actinopteri; Clupeiformes; Clupeidae. The transcript is spliced from 9 exons.
UAGGCAGGGAACACGCGGAAAACAAAGGAGAGAGAAUGUUCAAGAAGAUCACGCACGCCGUAUCGUAUCAGCAGUCUUCUUUCUCAAGGUCUCCCAUGGCUUCAGCCGACACAAUCCUGCCCACCCUCAGUUGCUCUGCUCUUAGAGACCCCCACCACAGCUCCAGUCCUUAAGAGAAACCUUCUGAUCAAGUAUCGUCUGCCAACCCCUGGGACCCUACAUCUCUAUGAUUAGUGAACUGGAUGUUUACAGUGGCUCCAUGGCUUGAUGCAAAGGGCUUCCAGAAAAGAGCAUCUUCCAUAUCUACACACAGAGCUGGAAACGACCAGAUACAUCCUCUCAGCAGUGAAGGAAUUUCAACUGAACAUCACAAUGAAGAAUGUGGUGGUGGUGGUAGUGAUGCUGGGGCUAUCUUUGAUGGGGCUCAGAAGUUCAGCCAACAGCACACUAGCAAGACCUCAUCCCUGCUUGUUCGAUGGAGAAUCAUUCUCGUGUUUGAACAAGGAGGUUCAAGAGAUGCCUACCGACAUCCCCAAAAACACAACCUACAUGGAAUUCAAGCUAACCCGCCUCAUUGCAAUUCCAAAGAGAGCCUUCUUUGGUUUACAACACCUACAAAGGAUAGUGGUCUCAGAGAACGGAUAUCUGUUGCAGAUCAGUGAUUUCUCCUUCGCCAACCUCUCCAGCCUAACAGAGAUAAUAAUAACUAAAUCAAAAAACCUCGCCAUCAUUCACAAGAAUGCCUUCUGGAACCUGCCUAAGCUGAAAUAUUUGUCCAUAUCAAACACUGGACUGAAAAAGCUGCCUGUUUUCUCCAGGAUUAACUCAGUUGUGCUGGAGUUUUUGCUUAUCCUCCAGGACAACAUGGACCUCAAGGUCAUCCCUACCAAUGCAUUCUUGGGACUGAGCAUGGCCUCAGAGCUCAGGUUGAGUAAUAAUAAUAUCACCAACGUGGAGAGCUAUGCUUUCAAUGGCACUAAAAUACAGAGAUUGUCUCUCAUGGGAAACAAAAAUCUCAGCCACAUAGACCGAGACGCCUUCUUGGGAGCUGAGGGUCCUAAAUCUCUAGACAUCUCAGACACCUUGGUUGACCUUCUGCCACACAGCAUGCUGAGGACCCUCCGGAGUCUGGUUGCCAUCUCUGUCAAAUCCCUGAGAAUUCUACCCAGCCUAAAAUUCUUUCCAGAUCUCAUAGAAGCCAACCUCACAUAUCCCAGCCACUGCUGUGCCUUCGCCGACUUCAGGAAGAAUAGGUCUGUCCUCUUUUUUUCAUUAUCAUAGCAGAGCUUUUCUGCCCCAGAGGCUUUCACCAGCCUUGUGUUCCUUAUCUGGCCAAACCUGGGUGAUCUAGUGCGCGUGCCAAGGCUAGUUGCGUCCCCAUUGUCACUUCAGAGGCUUGAUCGUUCCUUCCCCCGGCUACCUUGGGACUUGCAGCCAGGGGAUUUUGGCCCAACGAUUACCCUUGGGCCAAGCAGGGCUAACUGGUGCUUGAGGCGUGUCAAGGUGAAAGGCGGGUUGAGCGGAGUCAGGUAAAAGAGGUUCAGCGCCAGAAGAACUUAACUUGUAACAGUAUCAAAUUAACCUACAUGCUACCAAAAAACAUUAACAGAUAAUUAUCGUUGGAGCUGGUCAGCACACAAAAAUCAGGUCUCUGCUUAAUAUUUAGGCUAAUAAAAUUGCAAUUGUAGCUUGAUGAAGUACGGGAGACUGCUGAACAACCAACACGAUUGUAUUACUUUUGAAAGAUUUGGUUCUGACUUGGUUAAUGGGCAUAAAAGCUACGAAAUUUCGAGGUUGCACGACUGCCGGGGGGGUUACCAUCAAUUACAACCCAGGUGUGUUACAACUUAAAAAGAAGUGAACUUGCCCUGGCUGUGUUACAUGACACAGGCAGGCUGGAGACAUGGUGCUGCAAUGCUGCUCCAGCCACGUUAUGAAUAACCUUGCGUUAACAUUUUAAAUUGACUCUUGAUCA